Molecule: messenger RNA, 1356 nt
Organism: Musa acuminata AAA Group (dessert banana)
Lineage: Eukaryota; Viridiplantae; Streptophyta; Magnoliopsida; Zingiberales; Musaceae
Product: cyclin-B2-4-like
Exons: 9
Coding region: 1-1356 (451 amino acids)
Biological process (GO): mitotic cell cycle phase transition; regulation of cyclin-dependent protein serine/threonine kinase activity
Cellular component (GO): cytoplasm; nucleus; cyclin-dependent protein kinase holoenzyme complex
Molecular function (GO): cyclin-dependent protein serine/threonine kinase regulator activity
Source: RefSeq, a predicted model, not a curated record
AUGGAAGCAGGAAAGACUGCAGCAGCAACUUGCACGGUGAAGAGCCUGAGACUGUUCUUGAAGAUGAGAGAUUGCGAUCCAGACGAUCAACUACUGAAAAGUCCAUAUCCGGAUAAAGAUUUAGGGUUCCAGUACGAGCAAGUGGGAAACGAGAGCCAGUACGAGAUGUUGCCACCAUCUGUACCAAGUUCAACUGCUUUGGAUAGUUCUAUUCCCAUCGAUGUGGAUAAUUGUAGCUUAAGUGAUGACAUAGAGUUGCCCACGGUAGAAGAGACGGAAGAAAUGGAUAACUGCGAUCUCAAGGAGGUCGAAAUGGAGGAUAUCGUUGCUGAGACUGUUCCGGAUAUCGAUAGCUGUGAUUCAAAUAACCCACUUGCAGUGGUUGAAUAUGUAGAAGAGAUAUACAACUUCUAUAGACAAACCGAGGUUACAGGUUGUGCGAGUCCCCAGUACAUGUCCCACCAAUUUGACAUCAAUGAAAAAAUGAGAGCUAUUCUCAUCGACUGGCUUAUAGAGGUGCACUACAAAUUUGAGCUGAUGGAGGAGACUCUCUUUCUAACUGUGAAUAUCAUAGAUCGGUUUUUAGCGAGACAAACUGUCGUAAGAAAGAAGCUUCAAUUGGUGGGAGUUACAGCUAUGCUUCUUGCUUGCAAGUACGAGGAAGUCUCUGUCCCAGUGGUAGAGGAUCUAGUGCUCAUCUCUGACCGAGCUUACACGAGGGAUGAAAUACUUGAUAUGGAAAGGCUGAUCCUCAAUACAUUGCAAUUCAAUAUGUCCGUGCCAACUCCUGACGUUUUCAUGAGAAGGUUUCUCAAGGCAGCCGACUCUGACAGAAAGGUAAAGACUUUCUUUUGUUUGGGUGUUAACACAUCCGCCAUCAACCAUCUCCAAGAUGCUCUAGCGCACCAACUAGUACAUCGCUGCCGAAGCUCUAGUGGCAGGAAAGCGCAUGGACGAAAAGAGGCCAAGGGCCGGAUAGUCUCGAGGAACGACCUCAGCAACCCCGGUGCAACCCCGUCAGAGGCCCGACCAACAAGAGUUGCUACUCCCAAGGCCCUCACCUCUCCCUCUGAACGCCUCUCGUACCGAGAUCUUCCUUCAAAUCAGGGAGAAGGGUUCCACCGGGACUACGACCAUGGCACAGAAGACUGUCGCAACCUCCAGCAUCAAAUCGAGGAUCUGAUCCAAAGAAGUCACCUCGGGCAUUAUCUCGAGGAAUCCCAGGAAGCAACUCCACGCUCCAAGGGACCUGUCGAAAGACAUAUCGAUGUCAUCUCUGGAGGAUCGGUAGCCGAUGGCAACAGCUCAACGGCGAGGAAGGCCUAUGCCUGCAGUGUGAUCAAGAAACAUCCCUGA